Molecule: messenger RNA, 330 nt
Organism: Phytomonas sp. Hart1
Lineage: Eukaryota; Euglenozoa; Kinetoplastea; Trypanosomatida; Trypanosomatidae
Source: the annotation of a GenBank genome assembly
AUGGGCCAAUGCCAUGAUGCCGUGAUGUUGACCAAUUGGUAUGCCAAUCUCUCCUAUUAUUGGGUGCUUCUGCAGUAUGGGAAUCGCUCGUUGCGGAUGCUGCUGCUUCUGGCGGAGAUGGUGAACGUCCUGACCGCGGUCUCGAUCUUUCAGAGUAUCUUUUCCAUGAACGUCCGCAUCCCGUUCGACUCCACCGCCGAGACGCCGUCCGACGCCAAGGCGCCCUUCUACAUCCUCGCCUUCGCACUGCUCGUUUUUAUGCUGUGGUGUGCGCGGAUCGUGUGGGAUAUCAUCUUCCGUAAACGAUUUGAGACCGUGGCGCUUUUUUGA